AUGGCGCUGAGGCGGAGCAUGGGGCGGUCGGGGCUCCCGCCGCUGCCGCUGCUGGCGGGUCUGGCCGCUCUGCUGCUCCCCGAGCCCGUGGCCGAAGGCCUGAAGCUCAUGGGAGCCCCGGUGAAGCUGACAGUGUCUCAGGGGCAGCCGGUGAGUCUCAACUGCAGUGUGGAGGGGAUGGAGGAUCCUGACAUACUGUGGAUGAAGGACGGGGCUAUGGUCCAGGGCUUGAAUCAGAUGUACGUCUCAGUCAGCGAGCAGCACUGGAUCGGCUUCCUCAGCCUGAAGUCAGUGGAGCGCUCUGAUGCAGGCCGGUACUGGUGCGAGGUGGAAGACGGGGGCAAAACCAAGAUCUCCCCACCCGUGUGGCUCACGGUAGAAGGUGUGCCGUUCUUCACCGUGGAGCCCAAAGACCUGGCCGUGCCGCCCAACGCCUCCUUCCAGCUGUCUUGUGAGGCUGUGGGUCCCCCUGAGCCUGUCACCAUUAUCUGGUGGAGAGGGGGCACCAAGAUUGGGGGCCCUUUUCCCUCCCCUUCUGUUUUAAACGUAACAGGGGUGACCCAGAGCACUGUGUUCUCCUGUGAAGCUCACAACCGGAAGGGCCUGGCCUCUUCCCGCCCAGCCACGGUCCGUCUCCAAGCACUGCCCGCAGCCCCCUUCAACAUCACCGUGACCAAGCUCUCCAGCAGCAAUGCUAGUGUGGCCUGGACGCCGGGUGCUGAUGGCAGAGCUGUGCUUCAAUCCUGUACAGUCCAGGUGACGCAGGCCCCAGGAGGCUGGGAGGUCCUGGCUGUUGUGGUCCCUGUGCCACCUUUUACCUGCCUUCUCCGCGACCUGGCACCUGCUACCAACUACAGCCUCAGGGUGCGCUGUGCCAAUGCCUUGGGGCCUUCUCCAUAUGCUGACUGGGUGCCCUUUCGGACAAAGGGUCUAGCCCCGGCCAGCGCUCCCCAGAACCUCCAUGCCGUCCGCACGGACGCAGGUCUCAUCCUGGAGUGGGAAGAAGUGAUCGCCGAGGGCCCUUCCGAAAGCCCUCUGGGACCCUAUAAACUGUCCUGGGUUCAAGACAACGGCACCCAGGGUGAACUGAUGGUGGAAGGGACCUGGGCGAACUUGACCCUCUGGGAUCCUCAGAAGGACCUGGUUGUGCGCGUGUGCGUGUCCAAUGCCGUUGGCUGUGGGCCCUGGAGUCAGCCACUGGUGGUCUCUUCUCAUGACCAUGCAGGCCAGCACGGCCCCCCGCACAGCCGAACGUCCUGGGUGCCGGUGGUCCUGGGCGUGCUGACAGCCCUGGUGACGGCCGCCGCCCUGGCCCUCAUCCUGCUUCGAAAGAGGCGGAAGGAGACACGUUUUGGGCAAGCCUUUGACAGUGUCAUGGCCGGAGGGGAGGCAGCUGUUCACUUCCGGGCAGCCCGGUCCUUCAACCGGGAAAGGCCUGAGCGCAUUGAGGCCACACUGGAGAGCCUGGGCAUCAGUGAUGAGCUGAAGGACAAGCUGGAGGAUGUGCUCAUCCCCGAGCAGCAGUUCACCCUGGGCCGGAUGUUGGGCAAAGGGGAGUUUGGCUCAGUGCGGGAGGCCCAGCUGAAGCAGGAGGACGGCUCCUUUGUGAAGGUGGCUGUGAAGAUGCUGAAAGCGGACAUCAUCGCCUCGAGCGAUAUUGAAGAGUUCCUCAGGGAAGCGGCGUGCAUGAAGGAGUUUGACCACCCGCAUGUGGCCAAGCUUGUUGGGGUCAGCCUCCGCAGCAGGGCCAAAGGCCGCCUCCCCAUCCCCAUGGUCAUCCUGCCCUUCAUGAAGCACGGGGACCUGCACGCCUUCCUGCUCGCCUCGCGGAUCGGGGAGAACCCCUUUAUCCUGCCCCUGCAGACCCUGAUUCGGUUCAUGGUGGACAUUGCCUGUGGCAUGGAGUACCUGAGCUCCCGGAACUUUAUUCACCGAGACCUGGCUGCUCGGAACUGCAUGCUGGCAGAAGACAUGACGGUGUGUGUGGCCGACUUUGGACUCUCUCGGAAGAUCUAUAGCGGGGAUUAUUACCGUCAGGGCUGUGCCUCCAAACUGCCUGUCAAGUGGCUGGCCCUGGAGAGCCUGGCGGACAACCUGUACACGGUGCACAGUGACGUGUGGGCCUUUGGGGUGACCAUGUGGGAGAUCAUGACGCGCGGACAGACGCCCUAUGCUGGCAUCGAGAACGCGGAGAUUUACAACUACCUCAUCGGCGGGAACCGCCUGAAACAGCCUCCCGACUGUACGGAGGAGGUGUAUGAGCUCAUGUAUCAGUGCUGGAGUGCCGACCCCAAGCAGCGCCCAAGCUUCACCUGCCUGCGAAUGGAGCUGGAAAACAUUCUGGGCCACCUGUCCGUGCUGUCCACCAGCCGGGACCCCUUGUACAUCAACCUCGAGGGCGCCGAGGAGCCUGCUGAGGAAGGGAGCCGGGAGUUGCCUGGUGGGGAACAGGCCGGUGGCGGGGCCGAGAAUGGCAGUGGCGUAGGGGCAGUGGGGGGCACCCCCAGUGACUAUCGGUACAUCCUCAGCCCUGGAGGGCUAGCUGAGCAGCCCAGGCAGGAGGAGCAGCAGCCAGAAAGCCCCCUCAACGAGUCCCAGAGGCUUCUGCUGCUGCAGCAAGGGCUACUGCCCCACAGUAGCUGUUAG
Molecule: messenger RNA, 2646 nt
Organism: Pipistrellus nathusii (Nathusius's pipistrelle)
Lineage: Eukaryota; Metazoa; Chordata; Mammalia; Chiroptera; Vespertilionidae
Source: the annotation of a GenBank genome assembly